Molecule: messenger RNA, 8281 nt
Organism: Pectinophora gossypiella (pink bollworm)
Lineage: Eukaryota; Metazoa; Arthropoda; Insecta; Lepidoptera; Gelechiidae
Exons: 19
Coding region: 1-8085 (2694 amino acids)
Molecular function (GO): calcium ion binding
Source: RefSeq, a predicted model, not a curated record
AUGAUGAGGAACAUUUUAUUAACGGGAUGGUUGGUGUGCCUAGUUGGUGCAAAUCUUGUCUCCUGUCAAGAUAUAAAUAAUGAUGAAACAAUAGAAGUAUCAAGAAUAAAAAGAGAAAAUGUCCCGGAAAACAGGGCAUUCAAUUCGUAUGGAAUAGUAUAUGACAAUACACCAUGGAGACCUGGUCGAGAGAUGGACUUUGUAGAUCGACCGAUGACAGAGGAAGAUGAGAGGAAGCUAAAGAAUUUAGCAACAAGGAUCAUGUCCAACGGAGUGGAAGUAUUAGUCAAAGACAAAAGUGCAGACUCAAAGCUGGAUCAGACGAAGUACAUGGAGAUGAAAACUAUUCAGCCUUCUAUCCCAAGCAAUAUGUUCAUAAGCAAUUACCCCAAAAUAGAUAAAAGAAUUGAUAAUCCCGAUGACAGUUUUGAUGUCAUUCAACCCUCUGAACAUAAUCAUGUACCUUGUACAAGCUCUUGCUCCUGUAGUCAUACGAAAACAGAAGGUUUGAAGACAAAAUACACAAAUCUACAUGAUCACUCCAUGUCAGCUACAAAGUAUGGUAUGAAAACAUCCAAAUUUGGAGCCACGAAGUUUGAUCUACGGCCUACUAAAGUGGAAUCUCUUGAUAAAAAAACUCAGUACGGUCCUUACGAGUAUGAAGCCCAGUUAGCUCCUACUGACAGAAUAGUUGAAAAGUAUACUGAAGUUAUCAACGACUAUUCCGAUGAAAAAGAUUCAAAUUCUGUCGAAGAAAGUGAACUGUUGACUAACGAGCAGGCUCCAAAUCCUCCAAAAAUAAACAAGGAAAAUAAUAAUAAAAAUCAAGAAAAGCCAAAACCGGUAAAGCUGCAGAAACCAAACAAAAAUAAGGUUUUGGUUGCUGAUCUUUUGAAACUAGGAAGUUUAGGUAUUAAAGGAUUAUCACAAUUAGCUCCUGUUUUUGAGAAAAUGACUGGCGGUUUUAUAAAAAGGCAAGAACCGAAUAGAACAACGACGACAACUACUACAGUAAAGCCAGUCGAAAAACUAACACCUUAUCAGGUCAACAAAAGAGUCGACAGCGAGAUGGAGCACAAGAAAGCGAAUUUCCCAAUCUACAUACCUGUGGACGAAUUAGAGACAUCGGAAUCGCAAAUUGUAUUUACAAACGCGACGUUGCAUCAGAACUUAGCGUGGGCAGCCGAACACAAGCAACCGAAAGCUCACAUCGUCCCACCUAAAGUAGUUCACGAGAGUCCGCUUGUAAAUGGGGGCAUACCUAUUAGCCCUGGUGAAAUAAUCACUGCGAAUUCCGAUGUUAUAGUCGGCAAGCCAGCUGUGGGCGGGCCAUUGACCUUGGCCGCCAGUGGAAUUAAGUUGCAUAACCCUGUCAAUCCACCGCCGCUAGAUAGUUUCGUUGCGGCCAACGAACAAUAUUUAGUUCAAGAGAAACCUGCCGUAUCUGAACAAACGUUAAUGGGAUCUAACACGGAUGAUUCUUAUGACCUGAGACCGCCUGAGCCACCUAAACCAAUGCCUAAGCCAACUAGACCAGUACCUCGACCUUCCUAUAGCCAUCCAAAUCCUCCCCCUCCACCGAAAAUGCAUCCACGUUUACCUCCAGUACAUUCUUCCGAUCACAUGAUGAAAACAGAGCAUAUAAAAACAAGUGCUAUAUUAGGAAAUCACGGCAGACCGGCAUUUUUAGAUUACAUUCCAUCAUUAGGCAAGCCUACUUCCCCACCUGUGAAACAACAGCAAUCAGAUUAUAAACCAGUCGUAGAAAACAAUGAUGAUGAUAUCCCAGAUAACAGUCCAAGUUCUUCAGAAAUAGUUAGCACUAAAGUAACAUCUGAUGGAGAAGUUGUAAAUAAACCAUUCUUAGUGGACAUCCAGCCCUCAAGAGUAGCAAAUGUUUUGAUACCACACGGCAGUGCUACUGCUUUAGUUUUCGCUGGAUCUUCGGAACCUCAUAAAACUGGUGACUACGUAGAUGAUCCUUUGCCUUAUCCUGAGCCUGGGUAUUUUGGAAGCUUCAGCAUAGAUGCGCCUCAAAUGACAAACGUGCACAAUGUCGCUCCAAGUCACAAGCCAUUUUCAAAUAAACAAAAUAAUCAACCAUCGAUUGCAAACUACAAGCAUAAUGUACCACCACAGUAUAAAGAACAACCAUUUAGAAAUGAUUUAAAGACAAAAUGGAAAGAAACCAAACGUCCAGUAGAUUAUAAUAAACUUCCACCGCCUACAAGCAAUCAAGAAACUCAUGUUCAAGUUGGUCCUCAAAUAACUGUGUAUAAUCCAGAAAUUUAUAAACCUAAUAAUGGUGAUUUUGAAAAGUAUAACAACCGAGGCAAUAAGUACAAAGACGGUAAAGAAGUGAUCGACAAGGAGUAUGAGAAUUACUUAGCUGUUCCACCGCCACCUCCUCCAAAGAUGCACUUUAAUCAUGAAAGUCACUAUGACAAGAACAAGCCGUACAAUCAAAGACCUAUCGUUCAUACUAAGCCUAUUCAAGAUAUGAAAGUAUUCUUAAAUAUUCAGCAUCCGGUGCCAAAUCCCAAUCCAGAACAAAUGCCACCAAAAGUAACUUCUGAAAUUUAUUUCGCGUCUCAAGCACCUAACAGUAAACCUACUCCGACUUAUACGAUUCACAUGUCUCCUUCGCCUCCUACGUACAGCAAUAAUUAUAACAAUGUCCCUAAUAAUCCAUCACAUAAUAUACAAAGUCCUGAAAUAGGACAAAGUAAUUCAUUUACUGUAGUGUCAUCGCCAAACUUUGCUAAUAAAUCUAUAUAUUCAAACGAUGUCAAUGAUAAGGACAAUACAUACACUGUGACCUUAAAUACAGCUACAAACGUAGCCAGUAACGUUGGAGAAACUGGACAAGUCAUUGGUUCUAGUGUACCUGUGGCAGUAGAUACAUCUUCAAAUGUUGGUCAACUUAAUACAGACAUUCCUAUUGGAACUAAUUUUGCUAUAAGAGUGGAAGAUGGUUCAUCAAUAGAAAAUUACAACAUUCAAAGUAAUAGAAACCCUCCAGUUACUUACGAUCAGCAAGGUCGAGUACCUAAUGUAGCUAUUGGAGAUAACAGAUGGAAUCAAAGUGUUUCUGAAAAUCAAGCAUCUCAAUCAGAAACUACAAUUAUUGGACAUGAUUAUUAUAAACAAAAUUAUAACAAGCACGAAUAUCAGAAUACUGUAAGUCCAUCUAUCGCACCGUCUAUAAACAGCCACGCUAAUUUCCCAAUGAUGAACAAAAACACAACACCUAGUCCUUACGAAAAUGUUAAACCCGUUACAGAAUAUGUUGAAGAAAAGAAUACAGAUCAAAAAAGACCGGCUAAACUGAUUCCUAACAUUCCUACAAAUUCGCAUGGAUGGUACUCGAGUGUAUUGAUGAAUGAAAAUGCGUUGAAUAACAUAAACAAGAUUGUAGUGGAACAACCGACAACUAGAAAGAUAAUUCCACUUUUGCAUGAUUACAAUAAGAACAGUGUUCCUGAUUUUGGACAAAAAAUAACAAGUGUUGGCAAACCGCCUUCAGAAUUUUGGUCUCAAAAGCAGAGUACGCAAUCUGAUCAAAAUAAGUUCAAGGUCGGCAGGCCUUUUACUAGACCGCAAGUUACAGAAAAACCUACAUCUAACGCUCCUUUGUUCAAUUCCAAACCUUACAACCCUGACUAUAUACCAUCUUACUUUGGUGGAAUGAAACAACCAGCGUAUGAUAUACCAAUUAGAGACAACAGCGAUGAAACUACUACAGCUAGACCCAAACCAGCCACAGAAAAAGUAAAACCAGUAUAUGAAAACUCAGAAGAAAUUUAUGAUGGCGAGGAAGAAAUUGAUAAUAAUGCUGAAAACGAUGGUGAAGUCAGUCAAGAAUCGAUGAAAGUACCAGUUAUAACUACAUCUAGUGAGGUACAUACUACUCCCAAUGUGACAAAACCUACAACUCAAGUUACACUUCUACAAGAAGAGGCGCUGCAAGUUUCUAAAAACACACAAAAAGAUAAAAACGUCCAUUUGGUUGAGUUCAACCCAGGAACUCAAACAGAGAAGCCAUUUACUUCCUAUAACAGGACAACAUUCCAGUCCAACGCUAUGAAGCCAAUUUAUAAUCAAUUGCAACCGAGACCGUUUACAGUUAGUACUGUGACUACCUUAGACCAUCAGUUACAGCAACCUCAUUGGCAAAUUAAUCAGCUAAUGGUCAACUCUACAAAUAAUAUGUCUUAUGAAGACGGUUUAGAUUUAAAUAUUGGAGAAGAAAUGAGUAGCCCCACUAGUCCUAAACCAACUACUCACAUUCCUCAAAGAAAUACUGAAAAUAAAUAUAGAAGACCGCCAAGACCUGUGUAUUACGCUCAAGACAAUGCUUCAAAUAUUAUUACAUCGACAAUUAAUAUUAAAGACAAGAAACCAUUAAUUGUAGAAAAGGUUCCUGAGAAAUCAACCUUAUCCCCAGUACCUCUGACUACUGUAGAAAUCAACAAAUCUUCAAGUGAAAUAUUGGAUCUGUCACCAUCACCACCUACUUUGGAAUAUAAUUUCAAUCCUUCACCCAAUGACGAGAUGAUCAUGGGUAUGAGUCCUCCUCCGCCAGUCACGCUUCCUCCGAGGAUGCCACAAAGGACUCACCCUACGCCGAAACCGUUCCCCAAUAGAACUCCACCUAGUUAUAGAACACCACCCAGAACGUUACCUCCAAGACAACCGACUACACAGAGACCUGUAAGAAGGCCUAUUAACAGAGAUGAAGUAUCUACAUAUAAACCACCUUAUGAUGUUUUGAAUAACAUAAAACGGCCUAUUUACAAUAGGGACCAACCAUCAUCGCAAUUACUGCCGCCUCCUAGAGAUAUUCCUUCAAGAAUUACUCCUAUAAACGAACUACCGUCGCCAACAAUAAACAUACCCGCAAUUCCAAAUGUUGUAUUCCCAACACCAAUUUCAUCGGGUUGGUUGACAUCAUCUGGUAUAGAAUUUUCAUCUAGUUUUGAAUUUGCUCCUACUGCUGUGCAGUUCCCAGAAAUAUCAGAACCUUCCAAACUUCCCGAACAUAAAGAUCAAAGUUCAACUGAAAACUCAUAUUCCUAUGAAGUUGCGUCAUCUUCAGAACGGUUUGAAGAAACCAGUUCAGAAAAACCUGCAACAGAAGAUAGGGUAUCAAUUUCGAAAGGAUCGAGUACUGAGUCAACUGCGCAGAGACCUACAUCCAAUGAAGAACAAAACGUAAGUGAUGCUAUCGCUAGUGAAACUAGCAAUGAAGAUACUACUACUGAUAAAAUGAAAGUUAUACCCAUUGGACAUAAGAAUAGGACCCGUAAACCAUAUCCGAUUAGACACGAUGAUAAGAAAUCUAAUACUAGUAAAUACAGACUGCCUUCUAAACCAACGUCAAUCAUUAAACCCACAAGGACAAUAACAAAGCCAGAUAUUCUCUUCCCAACUAGACAGACUUCUACAAGGAAAAUCAUAAGACCUUUACCGACUAGAAUACCGUCUGUUACACCAAGUAUUAUUGAGAGCUCUGAGUCAUCAAUAGAUGAUGAAUUCGUCAAACCAACUGAAGUUUUGAAGGACAGUUUGUCCACGGUGGCACAAUCGGAAAGUACAAGUUUAACAGAGAAGUCUUCAUCAAGUGUCUUUACUCCAACCUUAGAUGACGUCAAGACAAGCGUACAUCCAACACAUCACGCUGGUAAUGAGAUCAAGAUAUCAGACGAAGUGGUACCAACAAAGACAGAAUUUAGAACUACAGUAAUUACUUUGACAAAAACUUUGUCCGAGCCACCAAGAACAGUAUCAAGUAUUGGUUACCUAAACCUGACUCACACUUUGACAGUAACUCAUACUAAGACCAGUCUUAUUAGUCAGUCGGAAGGAGCUGUCACUCAAACAUUAAUCUUGACUAAUACUCGUACAUCAACAAUCGUUGAUGUAGUAACCGAAGUACAUACUCAAAUACAACCAACGACGAUAAUGGAGACAGUUACCAAGCAUAUUCCAGUACCAAAUGUUGAGCCAACACCUGUCGAAGAAGUAGUUUCAAAAACUAAGGCUCCACUUGAUGACGUUACUAUGUCUUCUGAGGAGAAUGAUAACCUAAUCAUCAAAAACAAAGAAGAUGAAACAACUGAAAAUAUUCAAAAGAUCGAAACUGAAAACGAAGGUGAUAAUGACACAUUCUUCGUAGUAAUGAAUAAAUCGCAGAACGGUGGUAAAGUGCCCCCUAUUGCAACAGAUAUUGAAACUGGCGACUAUGAUAUUACUAGAAAUGAACAAGUUAAUAGUAACGGUGUCUCACAGGUACUGUUUGGUGAAAUUCUGUUAGCUGGUACGCCAUAUUUGGAAACUACAAAUGUUGUUGGUCCUGCAUACAUGAAGGAAUGUCAACCAGACUGUAAGGCGUCAAGAAAUGAGCGAUGCCAGAGAAUAGAUGGAAUGAUGAAGUGUGUCUGUAGACCUGGUUUCGCUAGAAUGUUCCCUGAUAGACCUUGUAAACCUACGUACACCUAUUCCGUGAAAUUAGCGCUAGGAUCCCAAGGAAAUGAACGUCUUCAAUUCAAUGAGAGACUUUAUGACAACACCAGCAAGGAAUAUCACGCUUUGGCUGUAGCCACUCAUGAAGGUAUCAACAGAAUGGUGAUGCAAUCCGAUCUAAGAGAUGUAUAUCACGGUGUACAUAUAACUGGAUUCCAACCUGUGGAUAUGAAAUCAGAUGCUGGUGAAGAUUAUCAAGGUGUUAUGAAUGACUUCUACGUUCAGCUCUCAGACAACGCACAUGAGAGUCGAUUGAAGGAAGUCAUCGAGAAGUAUUUGAGGAACAAUAACUAUAGUCUUGGAGGCACCGACGUUCAUGCUGCUGGUGAACUGGUAGACAGGCUUGAUGUUAGCGAUUUUGACGAAUGCACUAGCGGCCAAUUCCACGACUGCUCAGAACAUGCUCAAUGUUUCAACUUGCGUGGUACCUACACUUGCAGUUGUCUUGAAGGCUUUGCUGACCUUAGCGUCAACCCUUUGUACCCUGGCAGGAUUUGUUCUGCGGAACCGGUGGGCUGUGAGCGUUGCAACUACCACGGCGCGUGCUACUCCAGGGAUGACCGUCGAGUGCUUUGCGAGUGCUUCCAGUGGUACGCUGGUAGCACCUGUCAUAUUAAUCUGAAGGUGGUCCUGAUAUCUCUAGUAGUGCUGGGUGCUCUACUGACGAUAGUGCUGACAGUGUGUGCGAUCGUGGCUUGUCGGCGCCCUAGGCCUCCGCCGCGGUCCAUCGUCACUUGCAUACAGGGGAUGCCCUCUUUACAUCAGGGAGCAAUGCCCAAGCAAAGAACUGACCGUCGAGCCCUAAUCAGCGACAGAACAGACUCUGGCGACGCUUCAAGCGUCCAGAAUGCUUCUCUACCCUACAUGCCGACCAAGCGCACGUCAGCAGGCAAGAAGUGUGUAAUGUCUGAGCCGCCGGCGCACGACCCACCGCCUGUGCCGGCGCCGGCCGUCAUGAUCCCGCGCGCACGGCUUCAUCCACACCAUUCUGACAGCCGAGAAAACAUAUCGAGAAAGAAGAGUUUGGAAUUGAGUAGUGAAGCAAAACUGAUCAGCUAUUUGGAGUCAGGAGCUGUUCAGCUAAGCAACAAUGAUGAGAUGAGGAGAAAGCAUAGUAUGGAGUCUUCAUACAGCGGUAAUAAGGACAGACAUAAUAAACAAGGAGCUCUAGUAUCAGCUGGUUUUAAAGUAUCAACAACCAUCAGACCGGAUGAAGCUACUAUGAAGGAAGAUCGUGACGAUGUGUCUUCCAUCAACAAGAACGAUUUAGAAGCUGAGCUAGCGCACUUUGACUCGCUUAGGAAAUCUUACAGUCAAGAAGAUUUGUCUGAGUGGACAGACGCAGAAAGGCGGAUUGGUGAAUUGACCUUAUCGGAAGCAAGGUCGGUUGGUGGGACCUUACCAGCUAGCACAGGGAGGGCUGCGUCAUCCACGCGAUUAACUCAUCAGGAGGCCAAUACGAUGGCUGAACGGGACCUGGGCUCCACAUUCUUGCUGCCGCACGUCCACCUCUAUAAACCGGACCUUACUAGCGAUGUAUCAGAGUUCGACUCCCUGUGAAGAUCAAGUCAUAUAUCAUGUAAUUUUAUCAAGUAUUACUCUGCUAAUAUUACACUGAAACUACUUUUAACUUCGAACCUAGUGGCAUCAAUCAUACCACCAAAGCGAAAUCUUUAAUUUAUUCUCUAUUUAUUUUUUAACAUAAGUUCAAUGCUUAUAAAAUUGGAUGAAUCUUAUUGUUUUCUGCAACAUAAAU